UCUCAUUGACGGUGUAUCUUCCCAUGACUUGCAGUGUUCUCCAAUACAACAUCACCAGCUCACCCAAUGUACCUAUAAAUACCCGCACACCACGAAAGCCAGCGAUACAAGAAUCACCACUAAAUAAAUUUACUGGACUAGCUAAUUAACAACCGGUAGCUUCUUCCUUCAGUCGAGCCAAGGCAACCAUGAGCUGGAGCUCGAGUUUUGCGAAGGCCAGCAGCCUCGCCGUCCUCCUCCUGCUGGCUCUCGCGCUCCAGCAGCUCGAGGCAGACAUGUCAAUGUCGUGCUCCGGCAUGCUCUCCGACUUGUCUCCGUGCCUCGGGUUCCUGCAGGGCGAAGAGGACUACCCCUCGGCCGACUGCUGCGACGGCGCGUCCAGUCUCGUGGCGGCCGCGGCCACCACGGCUGACCGGCAGGAGGCGUGCGAGUGCCUCAAGUCGGCUGCGGGAGAGGGCAGCGCCGAGGCGACUGCAGCGCGGGACUUGCCGGUCGACUGCGGCCUCUCCCUGCCGUUCACUAUCUCCGCCGACAUCGACUGUUCUCAGAUCGAAUAAAAUGAAUUGACCACCCCCUCAUAUGGAGGAUCAGAUGAAGACGAGAAGAAAUCACUUUGUUCUUGAGCUAUGUCACAAUGUAAUAAAUGAUCAUGUGAUGUAGUCAGUCGAUCUUAUUACACAGGAAAAGCAAGAAAAAAAACUAGAUAACCUCUUGUAUCAAACGUGUGUGCCAUUGUUUAGCAUUUCCUUGGUUUAUGCCAA
Hordeum vulgare subsp. vulgare (domesticated barley) is the source of this 761-nucleotide messenger RNA. Its product is annotated as non-specific lipid-transfer protein 4.1-like. Gene Ontology annotation, cellular component: membrane. Gene Ontology annotation, biological process: lipid transport. The transcript has 2 exons. The record is from RefSeq and is a predicted model, not a curated record. NCBI's taxonomy places the organism in Eukaryota, Viridiplantae, Streptophyta, Magnoliopsida, Poales, Poaceae. Gene Ontology annotation, molecular function: lipid binding. The coding region runs from base 189 to 557 and encodes 122 amino acids.